Molecule: messenger RNA, 1638 nt
Organism: Macrosteles quadrilineatus (aster leafhopper)
Lineage: Eukaryota; Metazoa; Arthropoda; Insecta; Hemiptera; Cicadellidae
Product: mucin-2-like
Exons: 3
Coding region: 48-1553 (501 amino acids)
Source: RefSeq, a predicted model, not a curated record
AUUUCAGGUAAUGGAUCACAAAUACAUUUGACAUCACAUUCCUCAUCAUGACAGUCUCCCGACAUCGUCUAAUUGCUGUCUUUGGUUUUCUCCUUCUCGGAGUGCUUCAGACCAUUAUUGGAGCUCCCACUUCCUAUGAAGAUGACCAGGACUUCCAGUACUUCAGACAGAACCUCCUUUAUCAAGUCCAGCAAACUGAAUCAAAUCUCAAUACAACAAAGGAUGAAUUUGUCAAGAAAUCAAAAACUUACAACCUUUUGGAAGAUGGUGUAAUUGAAUCAAACCUGACUUCAUGUUUUGAUCAAAUAGUUGCGGCACAUGCAGAAGAUUUUGAUCCGUAUUGCAUUUCUCAAAUCAAUAUGACUGUACUGCAGAUCAUCUCCGAUAGUCAGAAAGAGUUGGAAGCUUGCACAAAUUUAACCUACAGCUGGCAACAGAUAGGUGUCAUUCUUGAUCAAGCAGAUGUUUCCAUAAAACACUUAGACACUGUUGUGAACCUGAUUCUACAACAUGCUUUACGUUGUGUGCCUCGAUAUUCAAGAAAUUCUAUUUUGAAGAUCAUGUGCUUUCAUAAUGCCCACGAUGUUUACCAAUAUGAAUUUAAUGCAGCUGCUUCCCUCGCUGAAGAAGCGAAGUACCUUAUAUCUGGAGGAGAGCUGAAAGUAGACGCUGAGUCAUCAGGCUGUCAAACAUUUGAGAAUUUAUCAUUUAAGGAUAAAUGUCAAGUAAUCAUUAACAAAGUAACAGAAAUGUGCGUUAUAUCAACGACACCAACCACAUCAACAGAGCCCCCUACCACAACAGAGCCACCUACCACAACAGAGGCCCCUACCACAACAGAGCCCCCUACCACAACAGAGGCCCCCACCACAACAGAGCCCCCUACCACAACACAACCUUCUACCACAAAAGAGCCCCCUACCACAACAGAGGCCCCUACCACUAAAGAGCCCCCUACCACAACACAACCUUCUACCACAAAAGAGCCCCCUACCACAACAGAGGCCCCCACCACAACAGAGCCCCCUACCCCAACACAACCUUCUACCACAAAAGAGCCCCCUACCACAACAGAGCCCCCUACCACAAAAGAGCCCCCUACCACAACAGAGUCCCCUACCACAACACAACCUUCUACCACAAAAGAGCCCCCCACCUCAAAAGAACCCCCUACCACAACAGAGCCCCCUACCACAACAGAACCUCCUACCACAACAGAGCCCCCUACCACAAAAGAGCCCCCUACCACAACAGAGUCUCCUACCACAACACAACCUUCUACCACAAAAGAGCCCCCCACCUCAAAAGAACCCCCUACCACAACAGAGCCCCCUACCACAAAAGAGCCCCCUACCACAACAGAGCCCCCUACCACAACAGAGUAUCAUACCACAACACAACCUUCUACCACAAAAGAGCCCCCUACCACAACCGAGCCCCCUACCACAACAGAACCUCCUACCACAACAGAGCCCCCUACCACAACAGAGCCCCCUACCCCAACAGAGUCUCCUACCACAACACAACCUUCUACCACAAAAGAGCUUCCCUAACACAACAAAGCCCUCUACCACAACAGAGUCCCCGACCACAUAACAGAGCCCCCUACCACAACAGAGCCCCCUACCACAAAAGAGC